CGUCAACAUCCAACUACUCCGUACUCAACUUCCUCAACCUCUAAAUUCCCUUCGUUCUUCUGGUUGAACCUCCCUUUUCAUCACCACCUCGGCUUCAUUGUUCUUGCCAGAUUGAUUAUUCUCUUUGACUCUCUCUACAAAUCGAAACCCAUAUCGAUCCGUAGCUGCCCUCUCCCCCAGCCGUCCAAAACACCGCCAUCAUGGGGCUUGAGGCGACGAUGAUUGUGGUGGACAACAGUGAGGCCAGUCGGAAUGGUGACUAUCCGCCGAAUCGAUUCUCGGCACAGUCUGAAGCCACUCAACUCAUCUUCAACGCAAAGACGGGUUCAAACCCAGAAUCCGCCGUCGGUCUGAUGACCAUGGCAGGAACAGGUCCUACCGUCCUCAACACCCCCACCACGAACUUUGGCGCCAUCCUGGGAGGUUUACACGAGACCAAGAUCAAGGGACACAUCAGAUUAGGGACGGCCAUCAGCGUGGCCAUGCUGGCCCUCAAACACAGAGCGAACAAGAGUCAACGGCAAAGAAUCAUCGUCCUGAUCUGUAGCGAACUGGACCCGAAGUUUGGGGACAAGAACGACAACGAGAAGGAGCUGGUCAAGUUGGCCAAGAAGUGCAAAAAGAACAACGUCUCGGUCGACUUUGUGGCAUUCGGUGACGCCAUCGAGUCCUCUACAAAGGCAAUACUGGAAAAAUUCGUCGAGGCCGUGGGUGGUUCUUCAGGUGAAGGCAACUACCUGGUCGUCAUUCCUCCCGGACCUGGAUUGCUCGGCGACAGUCUCAUCACGACGCCUAUUGUCAACGUUGGUGGAGACGCGGGCCCGAGUGGAGGCGGCAUGGAAGGAGUCGAGACCGGCGGUGGCAGCGGUGGAGGCUUCGAGUUCGGAGUCGACCCGGCCGCAGACCCCGAAUUGGCCAUGGCUUUGCGCAUGAGUAUGGAGGAGGAACAGAACCGACUCGAGAGAGAACGAAGAGCACGAGAGGAGCAAGAGCGACAGAGUGGCGAUAGAAUGGAGACGAUAACCGAAGAAGGGGGUCAGGCACAGCAACAGCAGUCGACGAGUGGAAGUGGAGAAGGAGACGCCGACUCGAAGCAACCUCGAGUGGAAGAUGACAAGAAAGAGUGAAUUCAGGGGGUCGAUUUGAAUUGUACCAAUAUUCGAUUAGAAAGCCUUAUUGCUGAGCUGAAAGCUGAAAGAAUAAGAAUUUGGUCGAGGCGUUCACGCGAUGACUGCGUGAAAUCAUCGUAUUGAGCAGAUGGCAAAGCCCAUACCUAUCCAUUAGGCAGCUUUGUCCCAACCUAACCUCUUCAACAUCAAUCAUCAUACCUCAUGUUCUGAUUACCCGACUCCUGGAAAUCG
Messenger RNA from Exophiala oligosperma, 1361 nucleotides. RefSeq lists its product as uncharacterized. The transcript has 2 exons. Gene Ontology annotation, biological process: proteasome-mediated ubiquitin-dependent protein catabolic process. Gene Ontology annotation, molecular function: polyubiquitin modification-dependent protein binding. Gene Ontology annotation, cellular component: cytosol; nucleus; proteasome regulatory particle, base subcomplex. The coding region runs from base 201 to 1127 and encodes 308 amino acids. The record is from RefSeq and is a predicted model, not a curated record. NCBI's taxonomy places the organism in Eukaryota, Fungi, Ascomycota, Eurotiomycetes, Chaetothyriales, Herpotrichiellaceae.